Molecule: messenger RNA, 1694 nt
Organism: Pyricularia grisea
Lineage: Eukaryota; Fungi; Ascomycota; Sordariomycetes; Magnaporthales; Pyriculariaceae
Exons: 11
Coding region: 1-1341 (446 amino acids)
Molecular function (GO): methyltransferase activity
Source: RefSeq, a predicted model, not a curated record
AUGUCUGAAAUUGUGAGAGGCACUUAUCCAGGCGAUGUAACGGCCCGGGGCUUGACGCAUGGCGGAGAGGCCCUGCUUUUGCUGAUCUCGGCAGGACUUGUCAGCAUGUAUGUUCCCGAUUUUCAAGACGAUACCGAUGGUGACUCGGCCAUUGACGUGCCUUUCGAGGAGUCUCUCACGUCUGUCAGGUCGAGCAUCUUUGCGUUCCAACAAGAAAAUGGUCGCACUUAUCACGCUAUGAGCGCGGGAAAAUAUUUUCUACCCAACGACCAUGAAGAAGUCCAAAGACUCGAUCUGCAACACUAUGUGAUGAUCAAAACCUUGAAUGGCAGACACUGCCUCUGCCCUAAGAACGAGACUGCCACAUCAGUGCUAGACCUGGGGACCGGGACAGGCAUAUGGGCCAUAGAAUAUGCCGAUGCCCAUCCCGAGGCGCAUGUCAUCGGUGUGGAUCUCAGCCCGGUACAGCCGGAGUUUGCACCCCCAAACUGUACAUUUGAGAUUGAUGACCUCGAAAAAGAAUGGACUUGGUCAACCAAGUUUGACUUUAUUUUCGCCCGAAUGAUGACUGGCAGCUUCAGUGAAAACCGAAGCGUAGUCGAAAAGGUCUUUGAUCAACUUGAGCCUGGUGGUUAUUUCGAGGCCCAGGACAUGGCUUUGCCACUCGGCUGCGAUGACGGUACCCUCAAGCCAGAUUCGGACUUUUGGAAAUGGUGCACGCUAGUAAUGGAUGGCAUGAAGGCUUUCGGUCGCCCGGUAGCGGCGGCUCAGGAGUGGAAGAAGCUCAUGGAGGACGUGGGCUUCGAAGAUGUCGUCGAGACCGUGUACAAGUGGCCGACCAACCAAUGGCCGCGUGACCCAUUCUACAAGGAGCUCGGAACCUGGAGUCUGAUGAACAUGGACGCCGCACUCGAGCCGUCCACCAUGGUCCCUCUGACUAGGGCAUUGGGUUGGAGCAAGGAUGAGGUCACUGUGUUAGUGGCAAAGGCCAGGAAGGAGCUCAGGGACCCGCGUAUCCAUGCCUAUUGGCCCAUAUACGUCGUGUACGGGCGAAAACCGCUUCGGCCGACUGCUGCUGCGUGGUCGCCAGAACCCGUGCCUACAGCGACCCCGGCGGCGGCCCCAGCUCUUGGUUCUGCGUCAAGCGCUGCGCCGGCCCCUGUCACUGUCGAGACUGAGAGUGAGGCUGCGCCAGCCAAGGAAACAGCUGAGGCCACAUCAUCCAAGACAGCGGAAGCUUCUGAGAAAACAACAGAGAGUAAGGACACAAAGGGCAAGGAAGGUAAAGAUGCAAAGGAAGAGGUGGGAUCUUCGUCUGUGUCAGAUGCAAAGCCAGAGUAGGGGGCGUAUCAGAAAAGCAACAAGCUUGCACGAUCUGCUUCUGCUGGCGGCGUCCACCGAAAUCGCAGAAGCAAUUCAACAGUGACAGACGGUCGGGUCAGAUAACGGAUGUCGGGGAAAGGCAAAAAGAAAAGAAAAAGGCCCGGUAACAACCAUGUUUACCGAGGGUGUUAUCAUACAAUGGUGAUCAUUUUGUUCAUAACCCAAUUUCUCUUGACUACCAUUAUAUCCAUUUUUAUUCCAUUUUGGUCUCUACUCCCUGACUUUUAAGCCUAGGUUCGUCAAAACUUUCCAUCAGGGCUUUCAAACUCUGGAGUUCAUCAUCCUCAUUCAAAGAACCAUAUAUGUCGAGC